ACAUCUUCCAUUCAUCUCUCCAGCCCUUUAUAACUUUUGGGCCGAGUUACUCUCCACUGUUUUUGUGUCAUACGCUGAAUCCUUGAAGAUACCAGGGAAUGGUACCAAAAAACUCAUUCCAACGAAGGUCACAACUUACCCUGCCUCGCGAAAACAGUUUCAGGGACUCUGUUGGAUGUUCCACGUCCGACCUCGAGGACGAAUUCAUGCCAUCGCUGAGUUCACCGCGAUAUUCCGCAUCUCCUGCUCAUAUCCGACCGUCUCCACCCUCUAAUCGACUCUCUCAAGAGCCUGUACCUCAGUCUCGGCGAGGUACAUCCUCGUCAAUAUUUACGGCCUCACUGCGACUAAAACGCGUACCUGCCCCCCAUUUUCCAACUCCUAAAGAUCGUUUCCGUGCAUGUGUUCGCAAAGUGAUAUCCAUGCACCGGAAGACAACUGCCCUUUUGGGCUUCGGUCUCGCCGGUGCAGAACCUGGAGUCGACCCGCGCAGGCAGUCCGCAUAUUUUCAUUACGCACACAUUCACGAACGCUGCGAGAUCCAGAUCGCCGACUAUAGCACCGUGAGGAGCAACUUUGCAAAGAUGGAUAAUGAGCGUUUUGUACAAAUGUUGAAUGACGAGGGAAGUUCAGAGAGGGAGCCGUGGGUGAAGGUGAGGUGGAUAAAUGUAUGCGGCAUCAGCUGGGAUGUGAUGAGUGCGCUUGCCCUGAAGUAUGGCCUUCACCCGCUCGCCCUUGAAGUUAUCCUGCACAAACACGGACACACGCGCUCUAAAAUGGACUACUACAGUCAACAUCUCUUUAUCCAUGUCUUAUCUCAUACACUCGCUUCCUUUUCAUCUCCGAACUCCUACACACCAGAAGACGAAGACCUACCACGUAGCUCCUCACCAGGUCCAAUGACGCCAGGGGACUACCACGAGUAUUUCAAGGAUAACGACGUCCAUGCAGAGUCUGGGGAUGAAGGUAGCGAGAUGCAUGGCAGCAGUGCACCUGCAACCUGGCGACUUGGCAGCACCAUCAGGACUAGAAUGUUACCGAAAGCUGACACGGAGAGUGUGCCAAGGGCCAGGGAGGACGGCUUAACCCCGCUAACGCCUGCUACACGGAAAGAGAGCGCGUCCCGAAAACGUCGGGAGAAAGCUCAGAUGAUUCUCACUGAUCUGAAAAAGGCAGGCCGCGUGAACGUUUGCAUUCACCCGAUAUCAAUUUUCUUAUUGAGAGAUGGCACAGUGAUCUCUGUUAUGCCAUCCGAUUUCAUCGACUUUACAGGUUCCAUCAUGGCGCGUCUCCGACAGCCUGACACGGGGCUGCGUGCAUCUGCAGACCCUAGUCUGCUUGUUCAAAGUCUGCUCGACCUCAUCGUGGACUCUGCACUCGAGGUAGUGGAUGCAUUCCAUGAGAAGAUAUUGCAGUUGGAAUACGAUGUAUUGAUGAAGCCAGAUAUGAAAGUGGUUACAAGGCUGCAUAUGCUUUCCGGUGAUUUGAUGUUGCAUAAGCGGACCCUUGGGCCCCUCAAGACAGUGAUUUUGGGGCUACGGCGGUACGACGAGGAACGGUGUGCUGCACUUCUCUCGCCUACUGAGAAAGAGGUACAAGAGCAAAGCAAAGAGAAAGUGAAGGGGUUCAUGUCCCAUAAGAGCAAAAUAUACCUGGCGGACGUAUAUGAUCAUAUGGAAUAUAUACUUACAAGCAUGGAUAUGUUCGCAGGGAUCACAGAAAACCUGAUCAACUACACGUUCAAUAUGAAAUCACACGAGAUGAACGUAAUCAUGCACCGCCUCACCCUCGCAACUCUCAUAUUCCUCCCGCUGACAUUGCUCACGGGUUACUUUGGAAUGAAUUUCAAAUCCAUGUGGAGUGUCAAUAACCAUUCCGACGCCCUAUUUUGGAAGAUCGCGAUCCCCGUCAUGGCACUCGUGAUACCCUUAGUGGUCAGACUUCAAGCGUACUGCACAUUUCGCUGAGAGGCAGUGGGCGGCAAGGUUGUUGAUCACUUAUCAAGGGCGAGUUGGCAUGGAUGCCACUGACCGAUGGCCGCAAAAUUUAGCACGGUUGUUUUAUCUGACUUUACGCAGUUGAUCUUCCUUCAUA
Messenger RNA from Suillus bovinus, 2094 nucleotides. RefSeq lists its product as uncharacterized. Gene Ontology annotation, molecular function: magnesium ion transmembrane transporter activity; magnesium ion binding; cobalt ion transmembrane transporter activity. The transcript is spliced from 11 exons. Gene Ontology annotation, cellular component: membrane. NCBI's taxonomy places the organism in Eukaryota, Fungi, Basidiomycota, Agaricomycetes, Boletales, Suillaceae. The coding region runs from base 99 to 1967 and encodes 622 amino acids. The record is from RefSeq and is a predicted model, not a curated record. Gene Ontology annotation, biological process: metal ion transport; transmembrane transport.